CAAUUCACAGGCCCGUGGAUGCGGUGGAAUUUCGGCGUCACACAGGUUUAAAGAUCUCAGGCACUGUUCUCCUUUGUUCCAGUGUCAGUGUUCUUGGGAUGUCAACAUCUCUAGGCUUCUGUCUUUUUCACCAGGUCUUGCGAGUGUCUUAAAUGGGCUCUGGAAGCGAAAAAUUUGCACACGCGGACACGCCAGUUUGGACUCUUGCGCAUGUGCAGUGACCCCAAGGCGCCGAGGGCAAACCCUGAAUCUAGACCUGCCGGUGUAGUGCUCUCUCGGAGCGGUGUCCCUGCUUGGCAUCUUCAGAAUGUCUGCACCGUUUGAGGAGCGCAGCGGGGUGGUUCCCUGCGGGACUCCGUGGGGACAGUGGUACCAGACCCUGGAGGAGGUGUUCAUUGAAGUCCAGGUGCCUCCGGGCACUCGCGCGCAGGACAUCCAGUGCGGCCUGCAGAGUCGGCACGUGGCUCUGGCCGUGGGUGGCCGCGAGAUCCUCAAGGGCAAAUUAUUUGAUUCUACAAUUGCCGAUGAAGGAACAUGGACUUUGGAGGAUAGAAAAAUGGUCCGCAUUGUCCUGACAAAGACCAAAAGAGAUGCCGCAAACUGUUGGACUUCUCUUCUAGAAUCUGAAUAUGCAGCUGACCCCUGGGUGCAAGACCAAAUGCAGAGAAAACUUACAUUAGAGCGAUUCCAGAAAGAAAAUCCUGGUUUUGACUUUAGUGGAGCAGAAAUCUCAGGGAACUACACAAAGGGUGGACCAGAUUUCUCAAACCUUGAGAAAUGACUGCUAUUGUUUAGUUUUUCUCUGUCUUGUGGAUCCUGGCAGGUGCUGGCAACUUAAUGCAGUUGAUGAUGUGAAGGACGAAACAUCUGAUGUCUACAGUUAAAAGAUUGCAAAGUCUAUUUCAAUAUGGUUGUAAAAGAUAUGGCUUGCAUAGGAGAUAUAGCAGCUUUUCUGUGGAUAGAUGGUAACUUUUAUUGCUCUGCAUUAAGUUUUAUAUGCUACACUUUCCUAAUUUCAUAUUUAAUUGUAUUUUUAAUACAAAAACAUUGGAGUACAAAUCAUAUGAAAUGAAAAGGUGCCUUCAUGGAAAAAUAUUUUGUGUGUGUGUGUGUGAGAUGCAAAAAUAAUGUUGAGUAAAUUUCUGAGUAAGAAUUGCAUACCCUUUGUCUAUAUAUGCUCAUGUUCAUAGAAAGGACAGACCUGGAAAAUGUUUAAGAAAGGAAAAAAGUACACUGAAGUACUUUGGAUAACUUGAGUGAAUGAAAAAUUCUAACUGGCUUGGUGCUGCCUAAGUGAUUAUGUCAAGAACCUGAAAAAUGAUAUAAAACCUUAACAGAAGUGUUAAUUGCCUCUUACUAUCAGAAAACAAUUUAGGCCCCUGAGUAUAAGUCACUGGCUUCAUUUAAUUUUAAUGGUUCAGACAAGGUAGUCUAGAAAAAAAUUCUUCCAUCUUUGUGUUUUUUAAUUCCUAAAAAAAAAAAAAAAAAAAAAAAAAAAAAAAAAAAAAAAAAAUGAAACAUGUAAAAAGCUUAUGAGUAAAACAUUAACAUUGAAAAUGUUACACUUUUUCUAAUAAAUUGACAUGUUGUCACCUCAA
Mastomys coucha (southern multimammate mouse) is the source of this 1598-nucleotide messenger RNA. RefSeq names its product NudC domain containing 2 (gene Nudcd2). The record is from RefSeq and is a predicted model, not a curated record. Gene Ontology annotation, cellular component: cytoplasm. NCBI's taxonomy places the organism in Eukaryota, Metazoa, Chordata, Mammalia, Rodentia, Muridae. Gene Ontology annotation, biological process: protein folding. Bases 308 to 781 code for a protein of 157 amino acids. The transcript has 4 exons.